Molecule: messenger RNA, 4424 nt
Organism: Phlebotomus papatasi
Lineage: Eukaryota; Metazoa; Arthropoda; Insecta; Diptera; Psychodidae
Gene: IRSp53
Exons: 11
Coding region: 888-3842 (984 amino acids)
Biological process (GO): positive regulation of actin filament polymerization; actin crosslink formation; actin filament bundle assembly
Cellular component (GO): cytosol; nucleoplasm
Molecular function (GO): protein binding
Source: RefSeq, a predicted model, not a curated record
AUUCCACGCGUUCCUCCGUAAGUUUCGUCGCUUUCAGUCUUCAGUGAACAUCAGCCGAAGGUGGAUGGUUUAACGAAUUUUUCCUGUGCCGUUGUGUUUUGAUAAGUUAUUCGGAAUUUCUUCAUCAGCCCACACAGACUUUCUUUCAUCUCUGGUGAGACAUCAUCCGAACUUCAAGACAUCUCACCUGGUCAAUUUGGAUAGGACAGCUAUUGAUGUGAAUUCCAUUUGGUGAUGCAAUAAGAGACCCUUGACUUAUUUUUCACGUGUGUGUGAUCAAUCAAUUCUCUGUGACUCUUUUAACCCAUCAAUCCUCAACCUUUUCGCUGUGGCAUCGUGAUCGGAGUGUUGGGAAAGACAUUGGAAGAAGAAAAGUGACUGCAUUUGGAGUUGAAUCAAUUUAUCUAAGUGAAUCUCUUAAAUAGAUAUUGCCCAGGAAAGUGACGAAUUGCUCUUAGAUCACACCAUUCAAUCGAAUGGUAAUUGGUGCAAUUUUCAGUUGACCUCUGACUUGUGGGAAAUUUUGCUAUUAGUGAUUUCCAGUGCGAUUCAAUAGUGACUUGAGGAGAAGAACUCCCCAGCAUCACGGUGCGCCCAGCCAUUGCAUCACCCGACAGACAACAUUCUUGUGCUCUCUCACACUCUCACAAAAAAUUAACAAUUCGGAAUCGCAGCGUGAGCGGAUUAUACUCUGCAGGGAAUCUUCGAAAGUGGCAGCGAUUCAUUGAAAUUUAUACAUCCGGGAACACAUUACAGAGCCACUCAUUCACACAAAACUCCUCCCGGAGAACUUGGCAGCAGGACAAUGCGGCAGUGUCUGUAGAGACAGAACACUAUUGUUGAGAGGAUUUCAGGAAUAGGAAUAUUGUGUUUUAAUCUACUGCCACAUGAUGGAGACGGAGGAGGUGAUAAAACUUGUCGAUGGAAUUUACAAGAAUAUCCUCGAGAAAUUCAAUCCUGGUGCCAGACAAUUAAUCAGUGCUGGGAAAUCAUACCUCAAAGCACUUCAUGGAGCAGCAGCUGCUUCCAGAUUAUUCAAUGAGGCUCUGGCCAAGAUAGCUGUGAAUGCUCAACAAGGUGGAACCACAGAUAUCGGUGCAGCCCUCAUGAAUAUCGUAGGUGUCUACAAGGAAAUUCAAGAUCAGCAGAUGAAUAUUUUGAAAGCAUUCUAUGUGGACCUACUGGUGCCACUUGAGACAAAUCUCGAGAAGGACACUAAAGUUGUGCAAUUCGAACAGAAGAGAUUCAUGCAACAGCACAAAGUGCGAACGGACAGCUACAGCAAGGCAGCUGCUACUAUGAAGAAGCAGAGGAAGAAGAAGCCCAGCGCUCAAAAUGCAGACAAGGAGAUUAAGAGUAUUCAGGCACUGGAGGAGGAAAAGAACAAGCUGGAUGCAUUUUGUGAACAAAGCCUCAAGAAUGCGAUGACCCAAGAAAGGAGACGCUAUGGCUUUGUUUUGGAGCGCCAGUGUUCUCUAGCUAAACACUGGAUGGCUUAUCAUGCGGCUGGAAAGGGAACCAUUGAAGAUGCAUUGGACAACUGGCAAGAUGUAGCGGCUACACGUGAAUUUCUUCCCCCAAAUGUCGAAUCAAUGUUCACGCGACGCAUCAAGGACUUCAGUGAGGAUGAAUCCGAUCGUUUAUCGAUAAGUUCAGCUCUACGUAAGACUCGUAGCAUCGAUGCUUCGUGCCUGGACAUGAGAUCCUUGGGUGAUGUUAUGAGUAACAUGCAGAUGCCACGUGCCAAAUCUGAGUUCAAUCUCACUACGUCUACUAUCAAUUCAAACCAUCAAGAUAUGCAGAGUUCCAUCAAUUGGGAUCAGCGUCCGGUAACCAGGGCCCUAUAUGCAUACCUGUCUUCUGGGGAAAAUCAACUGAGUUUCCUCGAGGGCGAUCGUAUCGCUUUGGUUGGCGAACGAGCCAAAGGUUGGCAAUUUGGAGAAAACCUGCGUACACAAAUGUUCGGCUGGUUUCCAGUUGCGUACACAGGACCCGAACCUGAACCUGACAUGACAGGAAUGUGGGAUUCUAAGGGACAUCCAAUGGACCUACAUCAAAUCGAAAGUGCUGCUGAAUCUUCCCUAGAGAGCACUCUGGUUGACGAACCAACAGGGCAAAAUCGUAACUCUUACCAUCUUCACAAUCAGAACGAUACUUCCCCAACUAGAAUGUUCGGCGAUACUAUUUUAUAUAGGCAAUCUAAGCAGUUCCGUGGAAUAUCCGGAGGCGGUCCUAAACCUGGACCACCACCAACACUGCCAGCCCCAGUGCCCACUCCAGUUGUCCCGCCAUAUGCAAAAGGAUCGGCGGGUGCAAACAAUAGCGGUAAUCACUUGACGCAGUCGCACAGUUUCUCUUCAUCGGGCGGCACUCCGAUGGGCGAGAAGCACAAGCCAGCGACUGCUAACUAUGGCAAGCAGAAUGGUAGCAGCACUUCUACUGGUGGCAAAACUAAGCCUACCGUUACUAGUGCUUCUCUGCACAGUAGCAACGAUAGCGGUUUCGCCAAUGAACCGCCCCCGCAGCCCGAAGUUGACUAUUCCGAUGAGGAAACUGUCACUAGAAUGCCCAUACGGUCCUCCCGAUCGGAGAAGAGACACUCAGCCAAUACAACCCUUACACGUUCCAUUAAAAACCGCUCAAACACAAAUACACUGGAGAGUACAAAGAGUCGCGGAACCCUUAUUAGGCAAUCAUCGAGUUAUGGAAAUCUCGCUGAUGAGAAUACCAUGGAGUUUCUCUAUGGAACAACCAAUAGAGAUGGCACAAAAUACGUUAAACGCACCAAAUCUUUCUGGCGCUUUGGGAAGCAGCCGGAGGACAUAAUGGAGGGUAUGGCCAUGUGGCGUCAUCGGGAUCUUGUACAGACCGAACAAGAGAGGCGCGAAGAACGUCGUCGUGAAGAGAAUACCAUUAAGAGGCGUCCCAAGACCAUGAAUGGGGACAUGAUGAAUGGAAAUAGCGAUACGCUGGUGAAAAAUGGUCGACCAAGAAAAUCCGAAAUCCCCGUAAUUGACGAUCAUGCUAAGUAUCGUAUUACCAAGUCAGAGAUUGAUCAUAGAAUUGGAAAGCAGAAAUCACCUUCAGAUGACAGUCUCUAUGGAGGACAGCAACCUCAGCCUCAGCAGCAACAGCCUCAGAAGAAGACAACGAAAACGACCAAGAGUGAAUCAGGAACAAAAAACGGUCGCAAUGGUAGGUUUGCUUAUUCGGAUAUCGAAGAUGGCGGCCGGGUAGAACGUAGAAUGCAGAGCUAUGAAACCCGUCCUGAGGACUCUUUCAGACGUCGUACAGCACCAGAAGAUGAAUUUAAGAAUGGCGAUCUGAAGUAUUAUGAUGAUAUGAUGAUACCCGAGCCAGGAUUCUAUGAUGACGACAGUGUCAAUGAUGUUGUCAUGAAGACCGUUAAGCGCAAAGAGAUCUUGAAGCAGUACUAUUCCAGUGGAACUGACACUGAACGUAACUCUAGCAGUUCGGAUCCCUAUGAUUGCAUCGUAGUAGAGGAUCAUUUGGUAAAACGAGAGAAUGGAAAGUCAGCUCGUGCCAGAUCUGAUAAGAUGGAAUUCAGCACAUUCCGUGGCGGAGAAGGGAAGGAUAAACGGUCUUCAGGAGCGGAAGAAGUAUCGGCAGGGACUCUACUACCACGCACAAAGCUAGCUAAGCCUGGUCCUAUGAUGCAGACCGUAAUGAAAAUGGAUAAGGAGCAGGAGAACAAUCGGGAAGGGGAUGGCGGGAAGAGGCGCAAAGAAAACAACAGCAAUUCAGCUGAAAAAAGAGCUUCAAAAGCUUAUGGACCAUGGUAUGACCUCUGGAGUAAUGAGACACCUUUAAGUCAAAAAUAAUCUUGGAUUUGGGUCACUAUCACUCUUGUUGGAUUCUUUUGUAAUUUUCUAUUUCUCAAAAUACAGAUUAGUUGCUAGGAAUGCUGUGGCAUGUCCUAAAUUUAAUAUUAAGAAAUUUUAGCUAAAAGGGUCAUUAUCUAAGUUUUCUAAUACAAAUUCAGCGUCGUUUUCCUUGAAUUCAAAUAGAUUACUGCAGCAGCAUUUUUGACACUGAUCUGUAAAUAUAUUUUUCAUCGAAAUUUAGAAUUUUCUUUAGCGUAUAAGACAUUUUUAGAUAACAUUGAUUUUGAAGCCGAUCAAAUGGUGCUCCUUGAGUAAAACUUAUCAACAAAUUUGAAAUUGUAUUUAUAGCGAGAGAUUAAGUGCCAAACACCCUUAACAUUGUAAUAAGAAUUUAUUCCUUGUAGAAGAGAGAUUACCUUCCCAAAACUCCGCUCAUUAAAAAUUUAAAUUGUUUCAAGUAUAUUUUUCUCUCCUUUACCACUAUUUUGUGUUUUUUAUUCCUUCUCCCAACUUAUGUUUAACCAUUUUUCCAUUGUAUAAUUUGUUAUUGAAUACAAAAUAUAUUUAUAUUUUUACCUC